AUGGUCUGCACAAUAUGAAGAAAAGAUCGCAUAAACACAAUUAGAGAUGCACAAUUUUGGAAAAUGACACUGCAAUAUUUUCUUUUCUGCGAUAUACAUUGCGAUAUGAAAACAUACAGGAAUUCUCACCUCAACAUCUGCAGUGUGUGAUCCUCCUUGAUCAAGAUCAAAUCUGCAGUCAUCUGUGAAGAGCAAUGCCUGAAAAAAUAAAACAAUUUUAACCAUCUACCAUCUUUAAAGCAGAUCAUCAGGUAAAAGACAAAAGUUAUUAAUCCUUUGAAUAAUUAUUAUCCUACACAUUACAAUAAUUAUUUCUCAUGGAAUUACUUACAUUAUGUCCUCUUUUUAGUCUUGCACGGGGUAAUUUAAUUGUGCUGUUAGGUUCAAUUUGUACUUGCGUUUUGACAUUCUAAAAAUAAAAAAGAACAUUGACAUCAUGAUUAACAGACAUAUUCAUGAAUAACAGGAUGUUGAAUUUAAACAAUAAUUAAGUCAAUAAAAGCUGAGACUCACACACCCCUUAAAAAAAACUCACUGAUAAGGAAACGUUGUUGGAAAUGUCCUCUAAUCCUCCCACUGCCUGAACAAACUGAACUAGUUAGUUUAAAUUAACCAUUCGUUUGCGGACUAGGGUUUUGGGGUUGUGGCACUAAUAAAAAAUUAUGACAUAUUCUCAGUUGCCAGAUUACUUUGUACAACUGCAGCCCAAUACUACAGUCCUGUAAAAAUCCUCCUACUGAAGGGUACAAUACUGUGACUGUGUAAAAGGGCUGUGUUAUACAGAUGUGUUUAAGUUUAAUCAACCCCAGUACUUUAUCUGACAGACUGUAGUAGAAUAGUGUGUCUUAGACAUCUAAGACUGUAUCCAAGGCAACAGGGCAUCUCACUCGCGUGCUUCCCGCCGUUGAAGUUACUUGGUUAACGGGACGUUAGUUACUUGGUAAUUUUACAAUAGGAUUUAACACGAUAGAUUUAGAAUAACGUUACUUAUCAACUUUGAAGAUAUAAUUAUAUCAUAACUCCGCUAUAAAUAUCACUAACAAAUAUGUUUGCUUAUGUAAGAUAUAUAGAAGACGGGUGUAAAGAAAUCGUGCCUAUUUCUUACAUUAAGGACUUUGACAGCAACUGUGAUAAUAGCAAUAAGAUCUACUGGGUGCGCUGGCAGGAGGACUAUUUUAAAGGCUGAAGGGUGAGUAAUUACCUCCAAUAGUUCGGAACAUAAUAAGAGUAAUUAAAUGGCAAACUUGGAUACCUUUAUCUAAUGCUAACGUUUUUAACUGAUGUGAGUUUUGGCUAACGCGUUUAGCCGUUCUAGCUAAAAUUGUGUAACAACAGUACGUAACGUUAUAGCAGGUGAUUUCAAGUACUUACAUCCAGUGUGAUUUAAAUUCCAGAGUCGAGAGAAGAAGUGGAAGAGCGGCUGUCCAAGGGGAAACGCGUCCGUGUUAGACGGCUGAAGGAGACCACAGCUAUUGCCAUCUUGUGGCACUUGGAUAAAAAUCAGAAAAAAGCAGCAGAAGAGGCAAAAAAACCAACAACCUCAUGGCCUUACUUAAGGAAAGAAAAAUGAAAAAAAAAACUGUCUCCGCUCUGCCCACCUCCAAGCAAGAAAAUGAGAGAGUAUAUCUUAUCAGAUACGUUCUCCGAAGCAGACGACAACGAUGAUGAUGAUGAUGGUGGUGGGGUUGUUCCUCAAAAACUUUUUGAAGACGCAAAACAAAAACAAUGCCUCUACCUCAAGAAAUUCAAUGAUGUGUCCCUUCAACUGCAGGAAACCAAAAACAAGUUGUUGGACCAGGAGAAGAUCACAGCAGCAGUCAAGGCUGAGAAUAGCACACUACGAGCGCUAAACAUACAACUGCAGCAACAUUUGCUGAAAAUACUGAACUCUGUGCAAUGCAAUGAUCCUGUAUCACAAAGAGAAGGCCUUAAAAAUUGCAGAGUCUGGCUGUGCAGAUGAGGUGGGACCCUCUGCUUCUCCCAAAGGAGACGAGAUUCACUUGGGAGGGGAAGUAAGCAUUCGAUAAGAGACGUGGUCCAGGAUCCAGAAUAGAACCAGGGAUUCGUUAUUUGUGAAAGAGUUGGCAGUGGCGAUGUGGGGCACUAAAACCCUGGGGGAAAGGAGCCUCACGGGGGAAAGAAUGCCCCUCCACCCAAACCACCAGGCAGCCUUUAACCCCACAGAAACUACACACAUUAAAAGUCUGUUACAAGGAGUGGCUGCGUCGGAAGAAUCUGGAGGAGACAGAUGGGGAAAGGCUGGACGUUUCAUAACUGAAAAAAUAAUAAGAGCACUCAAAGUGCCAUGCAAUGAGCCAUGUUUCUAAACGGCCUUAGCGACAGUAACUAAGGGGCGGGGCGCCGUCACAGCGAGAACGCGGAGGCUCCGCGGGAUCCGGAAGUGCUCCGAGACCAGAAUCCAGACUCAGUCCAGGACAACACGGUCCACCAGUCACAGCGGAGACCUGCAGGACGAUGGAGAACCAGAACCCGGACCACAAGAGCCAAACAGCAGCCUCGUGCUCUGAUAGCACCGAUGUUCAGAAACGGAGAGGAAGAGAGGGACUCAAACGUCACUACUGUCAGCUCUGUGACAAAUCCUUCACAACAUCUGGACAUUUAAGGAGUCAUCAGAGAGGUCACACAGGAGAGAAACCGUACAGCUGUGACCAAUGUGAGAACGCUUUCACUAGAUCAGAUAUUCUAAAAGCCCACCAACGUGUUCACACUGGAGAGAAACCAUACAGCUGUGAACAUUGUGGGAAAGCUUUCAUUACAUCAGGUGCCCUAAAAAAACACCUACGUAUUCACACUGGAGAGAAACCGUACAGCUGUGGACAGUGUGGGAAAAGUUUCUGUCAAUCAAGUCACCUAAAAACACACAGACGUAUUCACACUGGAGAGAAACCGUACAGCUGUGGACAGUGUGGGAAAAGUUUCUCUCGAUCAGAUCAGCUGAAAACACACGGACAUAUUCACACUGGCGAGAAACCGCACUGGUGUGAACAAUGUGGGAAAGCUUUCACUACAUCAGGUGCCCUAAAAAAACACCAACGUGUUCACACUGGAGAGAAACCGUACAGCUGUGGACAGUGUGGGAAAGCUUUCACUACAUCAGGUGACCUAUUAGUACACAGCCGUGUUCACACUGGAGAGAAACCGUACUGGUGUGACGGAUGUGGGAAAGCUUUCAGUCAAUCAGAUGCUCUAAAAACUCACCAACGUGUUCACACUGGAGAGAAACCGUACAGCUGUGAGCAGUGUGGGAAAAGUUUCACAAAAUCCAGUGACGUUAUUGUACACAGACGUGUUCACACUGGAGAGAAACCGUACUGGUGUGACCAAUGUGGGAAAACUUUCACUUCAUCAGGUGGCCUAAACAAACACAGAUGUGUUCACACCAAAGAGAAACAGUACUCAUGUAAAACAUGUGGGAAAAACUUUACUAAUGGUAGUAGCCUUAAACUCCACCAAUGCAGUCACACUGCUUAGUUUUGAAAUUUUUUCAGAGCGAAGCAAGUUAUUUCCUCCAGCCUCCUGCUCAUGCUGUCUCUGUAAUAAGCCUGAAUGUAAACCCCUCCUAGAAACAAUCCAGUGCUGCUUUGAAUGGACCGCUGUGCACUAACUCGGUCCUCAUUAAGUCUGUUGAGAUUGGGGAGGGGGGGCAAUCUAAAGCAGCAACUGUUCCAUUAAGGUCUGUACAUCACUGACUGUGCUUGUACUGGCUGAGGCUGGCUGUGGAUCAAUAGUACUCUUACUGGCCAACAUUUACUCUGCUGACAAAGCUAAGCAUGGCCCCUGUAAAUUACAGAAAACAAUACUUAUAUAUAUAUAUAUAUAUAUGUCAUCAGCUGCAUCAGGCUUCAUUCAAACUCAGUCUCCUUUAAUUCAGUUUCAAAUGUAAAAUACUAUUUAUACUUAGACUUAACUGAAUAUGUCAUGCUUAUUAGCUGAGAUAUGUCUAGUCCCAGUCUGCCCUACUAAUCAACAUAGUCAAUGUCAAUCCCUGUUUUCCAUCUUGCAUUAGUACAGAGUUUUAACUAAACAUUGACUGAGAGACAGAUAAUCACUGUCCUGUUUUUAACUGAUGUGCACCCAUGAGGACCCAUUUUAUCGCCUUGGAUAAAAGCAUCAUCUAAAGGAAUAAAUGUAAAUGUAGUGGGCGCAUCUACAGCAAGCACAGAGGAAGGCUGCUGGAGAAAGAGAAAGCGGGAACAAACAGAUGUGGUGAUUGUUUUUUUUUUAAGUCGCUGUCAUGAAGCAUGUCUAAUUUCUUUUGUCUAAUGAUGUUUCUGCUUAAACAGUAAGGUGAGAGCAUUCAUUGAUGUACUGAUACUUAGUUAUUGAUUUUACCUACAUGUACUUUUAAUAAUCCCCUAUAUGUCAUUAUUUUAUGUACUUUGCUCAUCUUACGUGGUGGUAUAAUUUCAAGUAAGUGUGCCAGUGUUUUGAUAAUGACCUUGUGUGAGAUUGGUUUGUUUCAUGCUUUCCUGUGACAAAAAGUUUCCACUGUGGCUCGAGGCUGAGGAAGGCUGUUCUUGUAGACUCCACAAUUAUUCUGUAGCAUUAAAUGUCUUAUUUGCCUGCUUUUAUUCUUACCAUUAGUUAAUAUAACAAACCACUGUGUAAGACAUUAGUCUAGGAUGCAUUUUUGCUAAAGGGAAUAAAAAGUUAUUUCACGCUG
This is a messenger RNA of Micropterus salmoides (largemouth bass), 4684 nucleotides long. RefSeq names its product zinc finger protein 239-like. Bases 2476 to 3492 code for a protein of 338 amino acids. The transcript is spliced from 9 exons. Gene Ontology annotation, biological process: regulation of transcription by RNA polymerase II. Gene Ontology annotation, molecular function: RNA polymerase II cis-regulatory region sequence-specific DNA binding; DNA-binding transcription factor activity, RNA polymerase II-specific. Lineage: Eukaryota; Metazoa; Chordata; Actinopteri; Centrarchiformes; Centrarchidae. The record is from RefSeq and is a predicted model, not a curated record.